Pomacea canaliculata is the source of this 4468-nucleotide messenger RNA. RefSeq names its product stress response protein NST1-like. NCBI's taxonomy places the organism in Eukaryota, Metazoa, Mollusca, Gastropoda, Architaenioglossa, Ampullariidae. Gene Ontology annotation, molecular function: tubulin binding. Gene Ontology annotation, biological process: regulation of microtubule polymerization or depolymerization; neuron projection development; microtubule depolymerization. Gene Ontology annotation, cellular component: cytoplasm; neuron projection. The transcript is spliced from 3 exons. The record is from RefSeq and is a predicted model, not a curated record. The coding region runs from base 315 to 1262 and encodes 315 amino acids.
AACGCCAUUGACCUCCCCUCUGCUGUCGUGUCGGUAAACGCCGCACCGGCGUCCCUAGCAACCCCUGACUACAAAGGCUCGCACGCGUGCACGCACACACAAACCGUCAGGUGCCACUGAAUGAGACAAACGAACUCACCUGUGCUACACCUGUGCCAGUCACCAUCGGAGUACACCGACAUCACAGUUGGACCCACACACCUUCUCCAAAACCGUUUUCUCUUUACAAAGAAGCCGACAUUUCUGACGACUGUUGUCGGACAACAGAAUAUUUAGUUCGCGAGUGUCGCGGUAACCUUCCAGGACCCUCCACCAUGGGCUGCGAUAAUUCGAAAACCGUGAGGGUUCAACCCUUGGGAUCUCCAGUGAAAAUCAGGGAACACACGGCAGAGCUUGACCAGCAAGCGGCUGACAUCAAAGCAAGGCGGUCCGGCAAAGGUCAGAGGGAAAAGGACGGCAAAGGUCAGCGAGGCAAGUCUGGCAAACGGCGCCAAGACGGGAUGGGGUCAUGUGAUUCGCUGGAGGACGACAGGUCCCUGGCCAGCGAGCGGGGGAACUCGGCGACCUCCAAGAAGUCGGAGGAUUCUGGUCUCGGCGAGGAGUACAGCCACGUCAUCACAGAAUUUUCGGAGGAGGACAAGAUCAGACAGGUGGAGAACGACUUUGUGGCGCGCGAUGAUCUUGACCUUGGGAUCACCGGUGUGUCAUGCCCGACACGACUGAGCGCAAAAGACAAAGUGCGUGUGGAGGAAGCAAAUAUCCUUCGGUCACUUCGUGAAGAGGGGCUCAUCUCCAAACACAAGGCGGAGGCAUCCGGAGGGGUGUGCUUCGAGAUCGUGGAAGCAACGGGAGAUGAGCGGCCUCGGCUCCCCCUCCGACUGGAGAAGCUGGAGAAGAAAAGCAAGAAGGUGCUGACGGAGGAGGAGAUCAACGCCAAGCUGGAGCGUGCCGAGCGAAGGCGAAAGAAGCGGGAGGAGGAGCGGCUGGAGAAGUUGCGAGACUUGGACCACACGGACACGCUGGCGGCGCUGGAGACGUUCGAGCAGUACCAGCGGUGCAAGGAGGACCACAUCGUGCAGAAGAUGGACCAGGUCAGCGACAACCGCGAGCGCCGCAUCAGCGAGAUGAAGCAGAAGAUGGAGAAGCGGCGUCAGCACGCCGAGCAAGUGCGCAUGCGCAAAAAACUGGCGAAGGAGAACGCCGCCUUCGAGGGCGAGGACCCCGCCGAGAACACCGCGGACGGAACUGCGCAAGAAUUUUAACUAAUGAGAUGACAGACGAGAAACUCAGGAACAGACAACGACGUGCAGUAAAGGCCUCUGAAGACUAGACACAAGUCCAUAUUUUUUUCUGUUUUAAAUCGAGGAGAUCGCCUGGCAUGCACAUGCUAUUUUAGAAUCAUGAUCAUGUUAGCAUCAUCAUCAUUGUCGUCGUCAAUGCCAUUUUCAACGCGUUGUCAUGAUCGUUGUCUUUGUCAUUGCCGUAAUUUAUAAACGGUCCGUACGUGGACCAUCAGAGUAACAGAACCACCGAUGUAUUUCGCUUUUCACUUUUGGUGGUUCUGACAUUUUCUCUGACAUCCUCAGGAGUUUGUUUUUGUCCAUCUGCGGUCAGCUACCCUUGCGCUCGCCGGAUCUUAGACAAGAUGAAAUACGUGACCUGACAGGUUACAUACCGAAAGGUCAACGGUUUUAUUUUCUACAUCAAAGGGAUUGCAGGUGUAUGGUACAUGAUCUUUCGUGCACGAGUUGCUUAUCUUGCCAGUCCAAGUUUGUUUUUCUUCGCUGUGCACGCCAAUAAAGCACAAGACUUCUGCUGCCUGAAGUACGACACUAACGCAAAUUGUGUCCCUGGAGGUUUUUUUUCUCUCUAAGAUAGAUGCUUUACUGGUGUGAAAAGUGAAGAAAAAAUUUCAGGAGUUCCAGAACAAGUGCUUGAGGCUGCUUCCGAUCUCGGACAGAGAACAUAAAACCAACGAUUUCGUAGGAAGCAUGGUUGCCGCGCUCAUGGGACACCAGGAACUCUACUUGCAACAAUAAAACGAAGUAAAAUGGUCUGGUUUAGUCAUGUGGCAUGACAUCCUGUUGAAGACUGUCCUUCAAGGUACAUUCGAGAAUGGUCGACGCCGAGAUGGCCAAAGGAAGAACUGGUCAAAGUCGGGACCUGGUCAGUAAACACAAAACAGGUCUGAGUGGUGGGUCUUGUCAUCUGCCACUCUAUCCAAGUGCUCCUCCACCCAACCCCAACGACUGGUACCAGUCAAGGGACGAAUGAUGGACAAUGAGGGACCAGCGUCAUAUCACUUUCUGAGAGGAAGGACACAUCACAAGUGUGAAGCUGUAUUUCACUCAUGACAGUUGUGAUAUUUUGUACUCAUUGCAGUGGCAUUAGCACAGCUAAGACAUUCCACAGUUAAUUUGACUGUAAUUAAAAGUCAGACAGUAAUGACUGGCUAUCUCUAAUUACUUUACUGUUUAAUUAAGAGAUACCAUCAAAUUCUAAUUAAAAAAACAUUUUUGUUAGAAAAUGGUUAGACCACUGAGUUCAAAGCUUAGCAAAGAAGGGGAGAAAAUCAUAAUCCUCCCUUGUAGAUAUAAAAUAUUUUUCUUUUUGAAACCGAUUGUGCCUUCGUGCCAACAGCAUUAACUACGACCUCUGCAGCAUUAUGACAUGGUUGGUAGAACACUAACAUGGAGUUGUAAAUAUAUUGUGAAUGAAAAUAUUUUCUAAAACAGAUUUAUGAAAUACAUAUUUAAUUAAAUUUAUUUUUUUAAAUUGAAGGUUGGGUUGUGGAGGAAAUGACAUGAAUAAUGUUUGAUGCGGGCUUGAUGUUGGCAUGAUGCUAGCAUACUGUUAGUGUGCUGUUGACAAAAGUGUAUUUUAUUUUGAGGGAAUGAAAUGUUUUCAUGAUAAAAAUAUUAAUGUCGUCGUUAUAUGACAUAUGAAGGAUAUUAGCAGCACUCAUGAACUGACAAAAGUUGUGAUGUGCCUUUUCUAGAAAUUGUUCAGAUUUUUUUUACUAUUUAGGACAUGUUUAUCAACCUCUCCCCCACCACACACCUCACAACAAAUACAGGGAGAGAGGAGAGAACGAGCGAGCGAGAGAGAGAGAGAGAGCAACAGGAAGAGAAAGAAAAUUUCUUACUGAUCUUAUAAAAAAUAAGUUUGAUUUCUUCAAUAAGAGUUUUCAAUACCCUUUCAGUAUUUAUUUUAAAAAUCUAAUGAUUAUCUUUAUGUAAAUUUUUCAUGGGUAAUAAGAAAGUCUGGCAAGGACACUGUUUAACAAUGAAUCCUCGUUCUAUUUAUUAAAAAACCAUGUUCUUUCAGAAUAUUUGUCAUGAUCAUCAUCGUCGUCAACAUCAUCAUCAACAUCACUGUCAUAAUCGUCGUUUUUGUCACCGAUGUCCUUAUAAACGGUCCGCAAGUGGAACAUCAGAGCAACAGAACCACCGAUGUAUUUUCAAUUUUCAUUUUUUGUGGUUUUUGAGUUUCUCUGACUUCUUCUGAAGUUUCUUUCCGUCCACCUAACUACGGUAACUGAAAGGUUACAUAAAAAAGGUAGACUGUUCUUUUCCCACAUCAAAGGGAUUGCAGUAUAUAUGUAUAUAGACACAUGUGCUUUCAUACACUAGUAGCUUACCUCGCCCUUCAAGUUUGUUUUUGUCCGGUGUGUACGCGAAUAAAGCACAAGACUUCUGUGGUUUGCUUACAAUGCUAACACAAAUGUGUACCCAGGGCUGUUUUUGUUUUAGAUAGGUUUUUUUGGUCAUGACUAAUUUCACUUGAAGGAACCAAAAAAAAAAAGCAUCUAUAGAUGUGACUUUGGUGUCCAUCCUUUGUUUUCCCUUUGUGACAAGGAAGGGGAGGAGGUCUGUAGCCUGCUGGUGAGAAAGUCACCUGAUUCACUUCCCCUCUACUUUCUUUGUUUCUGUUUUUCUCUCUGACCCGACCAUUUAGUUUUUGUGUUCACAUCUUGAGACCAGACUUGACUUGUAUAGACAGGUGUCAUCCAAAGCACGGCUUGUCUCACUUUGUAGGAAACAAUAUCUAAGGUCCGUGGUACAUGGCUCUCUGUUUUUCAUAUGCAUCUAAUAAUUAACAUCGGCUGUGGUGAAUAAAAUAUAUAUUCUGGAGUCAAGGGAGCCAGGUCUGUGUACAGAGAACUCUCUGAAAACCGUUUGAUAUUUUGACUAACAGGUAAUCCCUAUUUUUGUAUCACAUCGCACCUUGCACAGAGAUUCGUCAAGAGGUAGAUGUAGAUGGUCAAAACGAUGUUUAAUUUUUGUUCGUAGGCUCGUUUGUUGAGCUCGUAAAUAAACAGUAUUUGUGUGUGUCGAUGAGCAUGUGUACUUUUGACAAGUGUCUUGCACUCUUGAGAGUGACUGGGAUCAUUGUUUAUUGUUAAGCCAGUCAGUAUUGUCCUUUUCUUGAGUUUGAGAUCUUCGAGAACACGAAUAAAAAGAGUGGU